This is a messenger RNA of Pseudonaja textilis, 1608 nucleotides long. It is a transcript of the gene TXNIP, whose product is annotated as thioredoxin interacting protein. The record is from RefSeq and is a predicted model, not a curated record. Lineage: Eukaryota; Metazoa; Chordata; Lepidosauria; Squamata; Elapidae. Gene Ontology annotation, cellular component: cytoplasm. Gene Ontology annotation, molecular function: ubiquitin protein ligase binding. Gene Ontology annotation, biological process: protein transport.
AAGCAGCUGAGCGAGAGCAGGUGUUUGCGUUCGUUCCGAAAAGUGACAUACGCCGCUCGUUCUGUCUCGCUUCUCCUGUUCUUUAAAAAAGGAACCUCUCGGGAGUCCGGAGAGGCGUUGCAUUUUAUUUUUUUUGCAAUCUCUUCGCGUUUUUGCCAUUUGACAUACACCGACCCACAAAACCAUGGUGGUCUUUAAGCGGGUCAAGGCGUUCCGGCUGGAGUUCGAAGAGAACGGCCGCGUGUAUUCCAGCGGUGAGAAAGUGGCCGGCCGCGUGGAAGUGGAGGUGGCCGAGGUCACGCGUGUCUCGGCCGUGCGCUUCCUGGCCUGCGGGGUGGCGCGCGUGCUGUGGAUCCGGGGCCCGCAGCAGUGCAAGCAGGAGAUGGAGUACCUGCGCCACGAAUCGGUGCUCCAGCUGGAGGACCAGCCCACCGAUAAAGAUGGUUCAGUUUUGCUGAGACCUGGAAACACCUACCAAUACAAGUUCAACUUUGAACUGCCCCAAGGGCCCCUCGGCACCACUUUUAAGGGCAAGUAUGGCUGUGUGGAUUACUGGGUGAAGGCCUUCUUGGAUCGCCCCUCCUUCCCAACUCAAGAGGUGAAGAAGCGCUUUGAAGUGAUGGAUCAGAUUGACGUCAACACUCCAGAUCUGAUGUCUCCUGUCUCAGCCAAAAAGGAGAAGAAAGUUUCUUGUAUGUUCAUCCCAGACGGACACGUCUCUGUUAGUGCGAGGAUUGACCGCAAAGGAUUCUGUGAAGGCGAUGACAUCUGCAUCAAUGCCGACUUCGAGAACACCUGCUCCCGGAUCGUGGUGCCCAAGGCAGCCAUUGUGGCCAAGCACACCUACCUGGCCAACGGGCAGACCAAGAUGUUCUCCCAGAAGCUCUCCUGCGUCCGAGGCAACCACAUCACCUCCGGCAUGUCCGAGUCCUGGCGGGGAAAGACGCUCCGAGUCAGGAAGAUCAAGCCAUCCAUCCUGGGCUGCAAUAUCCUGCGAGUGGAGUAUUUCCUGCAGAUCUACGUCAGCGUCCCCGGCUCCAAGAAGAUCAUCCUGGAGUUGCCCCUGGUCAUUGGCAACAAGUCCAGCUUUGGCAGCCGCAAUUCCAGCAUGGCCAGCCAGACCAGCUCCGAGAUGAGUUGGGUGGACCUCAACAUCCCCGAUACUCCAGAAGCACCUCCGUGCUACCUGGAUAUCAUCCCUGAAGACCACCGGAUCGAGAGCCCCACCACUCCACUCCUGGAUGAGCUGGACAAUUCUUUCGACAGCCCCAUCUUCAUGUACGCUCCCGAGUUCAAAUUCAUGCCGCCACCAACCUACACAGAGGUCGAUCCUUGCACUGUGAACAACAACAUUGUCCAGUGAACGCUGAAGGAAACUCCGGUGUGGCUGUGAUUUUUAUCCAGCUUCUUUCUGGACUUUUUUCUUUUUUUCAAAAAAAAAAAAUUGCCCUCGGUAGCAAUUCUGCAACGCAGCAGAAGAAAAGGCACAGAAGGAAAAAAAAAAAAACCUUCCAGGUUGUCAAAUUGACCUCUCAGGAAACAAAAGUCGCCGCGGAGGAGCCGAAACCGACUUCCUUAGUGCCUUAGCACACCUGGGUUCCAGAUGAC